Messenger RNA from Trifolium pratense (red clover), 2171 nucleotides. RefSeq names its product eukaryotic peptide chain release factor GTP-binding subunit ERF3A-like. The record is from RefSeq and is a predicted model, not a curated record. Gene Ontology annotation, molecular function: GTP binding; GTPase activity; translation release factor activity. Gene Ontology annotation, cellular component: translation release factor complex. The coding region runs from base 183 to 1712 and encodes 509 amino acids. The transcript is spliced from 18 exons. Gene Ontology annotation, biological process: translation. Lineage: Eukaryota; Viridiplantae; Streptophyta; Magnoliopsida; Fabales; Fabaceae.
AAAGAUUGGAAUAUUGUUGGCAUACAUAAACUUACGCCUCUUUGUUUUGGUGUUUAACUGCGUGCUCCACGAAACCCUUGCAGCGCAGCGCAGCAGCAGUAUCAUUCUUUUCAGAUUCUCGUGAUUUUCUUCUACCAUACCAUGGGUUUUAAGGAAUCAGGGGAAUCGGAGGUAAUGUUUUUAUGUUUGUUUGGAUGGUAGAUCUUGAGGAGGACAUUCGUUCUUUACAGCUUGACUCAGCAGCAGAAGACAUUAAUGGGGUGGUAAAUCCAGAGGAUGAAAAGCCAGAUGUUGAUAAGAUGGAUGAAGGUUUGUUGUCAGGAAGUGAUCCAAAGCAGGAGGUUCAGGCUCAGUCCGUUGAGGCCGAGCCAAAAGCCAAAGUUAAGGAAAUUCUUUCCGUUCAAGAUGAAGAAGAUGAGCUGAUGAAGAAAAGGCACUUGAAUGUUGUGUUUAUUGGGCAUGUUGAUGCUGGCAAAUCUACAACUGGAGGUCAGAUACUUUUCCUCAGUGGGCAAGUUGAUGAUCGAACUAUCCAAAAAUAUGAGAAAGAAGCUAAGGACAAAAGUCGAGAAAGCUGGUACAUGGCCUAUAUUAUGGACACAAAUGAGGAGGAGAGAGUUAAGGGAAAGACUGUUGAAGUUGGAAGAGCACAUUUUGAGACAGACACAACAAGGUUUACCAUUUUGGAUGCACCUGGCCACAAGAGCUAUGUUCCUAAUAUGAUCAGUGGUGCAUCUCAAGCUGAUAUUGGAGUGUUGGUAAUUUCUGCUCGGAAGGGAGAGUUUGAAACUGGAUAUGAGAGAGGUGGACAAACUCGUGAACAUGUCCAGCUUGCAAAAACAUUGGGUGUGACUAAGCUGCUUGUGGUUGUCAAUAAAAUGGAUGAUCCUACAGUAAACUGGUCAAAAGAAAGGUAUGAUGAAAUUGAGUCAAAGAUGAUUCCAUUUCUAAAGCAAUCAGGAUACAAUGUAAAGAAAGAUGUCUCAUUUUUACCAAUAUCGGGGCUCAUGGGUUUAAACAUAAAAACUAGAUUGGAUAAAAGUCUUUGUUCAUGGUGGGAUGGACCUUGCUUAUUUGAAUCCCUUGAUAGUAUUGAAGUUCCUAUGGGAGAUCCCAAAAGUCCUUUCAGGAUGCCUAUAAUUGACAAAUUCAAAGACAUGGGAACUGUUGUUAUGGGCAAAGUGGAAUCUGGUACUAUUAGGGAUGGAGAUUCCCUUUUGAUCAUGCCAAAUAAGGAUCAUGUAAAAGUUGUUGCUAUAUAUAUCGAUGAAAAUCGGGUUACACUCGCUGGACCUGGUGAAAAUUUACGGGUUCGAUUAUCUGGCGUUGAAGAAGAAGACAUAUUGUCUGGGUUCGUCCUGUCUAGUGCUGCAAAUCCAAUAUCAACAGUUACUGAGUUUGUUGCUCAGUUGCAGAUCCUUGAAUUACUGGACAAUGCUAUUUUUACUGCUGGAUACAAAGCUGUUCUGCAUGUCCACUCUGUAGUUGAGGAAUGUGAGAUUGUUGAGCUAUUGCAACAAAUUGAUCCAAAGACAAGGAAGCCUAUAAAAAAGAAAGUUCUCUUUGUAAAGAAUGGCGCUAUUGUAUUAUGCCGUGUUCAGGUUAAUAACGUGAUAUGUGUUGAGAAGUUCUCUGAUUUUCCACAACUAGGGAGGUUCACUCUUCGCACUGAAGGAAAAACUGUUGCUGUGGGGAAAAUCACUGCUCUCUGAGUUGGUAAAUUUUUUGACGUGAGGUACAAAAUAUUUCAUAUGCAUUGUUGACAUGUUCUUGCUUUUAAUGGUCAACUUUGUAAGGCUGUUCAUCUGGGGAUUUGGAUUCCCUAAAGUCAUAUUUUCCUACAUUUCCUACAUUUAGGCAAAACUUUAGGGUAUUUUUGUCAUUACAACACACAUAAAUGCACUUAGAUAUGCAAUAUUUUCUUUCUUAGUUAAUAUUUGUUUGAAUGUAGAUGAAUUUAGAGAGAUCAAAUGUAGAGAAUCCAAAUCCAUCUGGUUUGGAUUUCCAUGGUUUGAUGAUCCUAGUAUUUACUUUUCUUUUUUUGUUAAUUUUGAAGUUAAUUAGAAGAACUUUCUGUUGUCUUUCUCUUUUGUAUCUAGAUAUAUUGUUUGAUCUGGAAAUGGACUUGCAAAUGGUUGAGCCUAAAAUAUCAAAUAUUUUGUUUUGCAUUA